Molecule: messenger RNA, 807 nt
Organism: Caenorhabditis bovis
Lineage: Eukaryota; Metazoa; Nematoda; Chromadorea; Rhabditida; Rhabditidae
Source: the annotation of a GenBank genome assembly
AUGAUUGAAAGGAAACAAUCGAGGUAUUACAUUCUGACGAAUUCGGAAUGGUUCGCGUUAACAUUGUCAUGGAUUGUGUUGUUCAUGACAUUUCCCGUUUCUUUAAUAUUUUGCGUCAAAAUUGUCAAAGAAUAUGAUAGAAUGGUGGUGUUUCGUUUAGGGCGAGUUUGGAAGAAUAAUCCCAAAGGUCCCGGGCUGGUCCUAGUUCUACCAUUUGUUGACGUCCAUAAGACAGUAGAUUUAAGAAUAAAAUCCUAUGAUGUGCCAUCUCAAGAGAUGCUUACCUUGGACAGUGUGACGGUUGGAGUAGACGCUGCUGUAUAUUACAGGACAAGUGACCCAAUUGCCAGUUUGACACGUGUCAAUGACGCUCAUCUCUCAACCAGACAGCUUGCUCAAACAACACUUCGGAAUGUGCUCGGCACUCGAAAUUUAGCACAGAUCAUGUUUGAUCGGCAAGGAAUCGCGACUCAAGUGAAAUAUAUUCUGGAAGAUACGACAUUCUUUUGGGGAAUUCAUGUGGAACGCGUCGAGAUCAAAAAUAUUCGCCUACCGCGGGAAAUGUAUCGUGUGAUGGCUGCUGAAGCGGAAGCGCAGCGCGAGAGCGAUGCAAAAGUUGUCACGGCUUUAGGGGAACUAAAUGCUUCACGUGCGCUUCUUCAAGCCGCUGACGAGCUAGCGGGCUCUCCAACAGCUCUUCAAUUAAGAUACCUUCAAAGCCUUGUGAAAGUGUCGGCGAUCGACAAUCAUACAAUAGUAGUGCCAUUGCCAAUGAACUACAUUUCACGUAAAUUUCUUAACAAAUAA